Molecule: messenger RNA, 1412 nt
Organism: Erigeron canadensis
Lineage: Eukaryota; Viridiplantae; Streptophyta; Magnoliopsida; Asterales; Asteraceae
Product: transcription factor MYB117-like
Exons: 3
Coding region: 1-1179 (392 amino acids)
Biological process (GO): regulation of DNA-templated transcription
Cellular component (GO): nucleus
Molecular function (GO): DNA-binding transcription factor activity, RNA polymerase II-specific; RNA polymerase II cis-regulatory region sequence-specific DNA binding
Source: RefSeq, a predicted model, not a curated record
AUGGGCAUGAUCUUUGCAGACUCAUUUGGUUCUUUGUCAUUAAUAAACAAUGAAAGCCCUGCAUUAAAGAUCAAUAAUAAUGAUCAUAAUUUCAUCUAUGGUCAUAUGAUGACAACCUCUUAUUCAUCUUCAUCUAGUACUACAACCAAUUAUAAUAAUCAUUCUACUACUUCAAGAAACUUUCAUGAAAAUGAUCAAGAUCAUCAUAGACAUAAUGAUGAGGAUCAGGAUACUACAGAAGAAGAUGAAGAACAACUUGACUUGAAUCUUAGUACUAGUAUUGGUCAUGAUCAUCAUCAUAAUGGUAAAAUGAGACCAUGUGAGCAGCAGUCAAUUAAACCAAGUGCAAGAGGCCAUUGGAGGCCUGCUGAAGAUGCUAAGCUCAAAGACCUUGUUUCCCUUUAUGGUCCCCAAAACUGGAACCUCAUUGCUGAGAAACUUGGAGGCAGAUCAGGAAAGAGUUGCAGGUUGAGAUGGUUCAACCAAUUAGAUCCAAGAAUCAACAAAAAGUCAUUCAGUGAAGAAGAGGAAGAAAGACUAAUGACAGCACACAGGUUGUACGGAAACAAAUGGGCAUUAAUAGCAAGACUGUUUCCAGGUAGAACUGAUAAUGCGGUCAAAAACCAUUGGCAUGUUAUUAUGGCUAGAAAGUAUAGAGAGCAAUCUAAUGCUUAUAGAAGAAGAAAGAUGAUGUUCCUCAGUCAAAGUCAAAUGUCUGCAACUCAACCACCACCACAACAACUAUCUGCAGCAGCCAUUGGUUAUGGACAUUACAAUGGUGGUAUUCACCACCAACUACCAUCUUAUGGUGUAACAUCUGGUCCCCAAUAUAACACACAGUUGAUGAUGAUGAUGGGCAUGAAAAACAAUUCCACCAACCACAACAUAAUCACUUGGCCGGAAAACAAUUCGCUAUUAAACACAUCUUGGAUGAUGAUGAUGAUGCAUACUACUACUACCAACUCUAUGGAUAUCGACCUCCAUCGUAAUCAUGGUCGAUAUGAUCAUGCAAUGAACCAAGAGGACUGCUACAAUCACCAUUUUUACGACAGCAGUAGUAACAGCUACUCAACUACACAACCAGAUCAAGCAGAGCAUUACUAUUCUGAAGCUAUUAAUGAUAACAUUUCAUCACCAUUAUUUAUAGACUUUCUAGGAGUUGGAACAAUAAGUGAAUAACUAUAUAUCUAGCUAGCUAUAUAUCACAUUUGCUGCUGAAAUCUUGAAUGCAAGUAAAUCUGCACUGUGCUGACUGUCUUGAAUGAGUUGCUGGAUGGACAGGAAUUUAGAAGAACAGAAAAUUAGUGAAACAAGUCAAGUAAAUGUAAGGUUUGGUGCAAUAAGUGAAAAUUAAAUUAAAUUGUGCUGAAUUUACUAUUGCUUUUAUGAUUACCGUUGUUCUUUUCUAAGUA